AUGGAUGAAGCUAUCCUACAGAAGGUACAAGAAGCGCUUACGGACAACGAUAAGGUGUUCCGAAGGAGCAACAUUGAGCAUGUCUACAAACGAACUCGCAAUGAGUGGCAGAAGAGAAUGGUAAAUCUUCUCGUACAAACGGGAAAGGACCUCGUACAAACGGGAAAGGACCUCGUACAAACGAAGGAGGGAAUCAACUACCUGCAAAUUUUGCUAUCAUCGAUUGUCUCGGAACAUCUGCGUUCCGAUCUAGAGUCAUCAUCCAACCUUACUCACGAAGAGGAGAAGUACGCAAAAUACGGACUUGCAAAGAGCACCAUCCUCGACAGUGGGUCUACAACACACAUUUGUAAUGAUCUAUCAUGCAUGUACGACUAUGUCGAACAGAAAGGAUCGAUGCUUGCAGGCAAAGCAGAGUGUCAGAUCCUAGGAUACAGAAAAGAUUCCUCACAAACAUUGCAUCACCAGAUGAACGCAAAGAAUAUACAUUGGGAUUCCCGAACGCGCGAGCUAUACCAUAAGAAUGGGGUGCUCUGCUAUACACCGCGACAUUUCGGACAAACGGUCUUACGAUACGUUCUGAUCGAUGCUACAUUCUUCGUACAAAUGGAAAAUGAUCUCGGACAAAUGGAGGAUAAGAAAAUCCAAGUUGCUAUAAGCACUAGGAAUGAUCUCCCGAAAGAAGGCACUCCUCAAAAGGAACAAAGCCAUGAGAAGGAUCGUACGAUAAUUAUUCAGGAUAGUACGAACGAUGUUAGCGUUCCUAUGAAAGGAAGUGCACCAUGGCCUACACCCGACCUAUCCUCACCUAUCCUGCAAUCGGAACAUGAGGAUGAAGAUGAUGAUAUUGAUGAAUUAAGCAUCAUGUAUUAA
Molecule: messenger RNA, 873 nt
Organism: Pseudogymnoascus destructans
Lineage: Eukaryota; Fungi; Ascomycota; Leotiomycetes; Thelebolales; Thelebolaceae
Exons: 5
Coding region: 1-873 (290 amino acids)
Source: RefSeq, a predicted model, not a curated record